Molecule: messenger RNA, 1716 nt
Organism: Daldinia childiae
Lineage: Eukaryota; Fungi; Ascomycota; Sordariomycetes; Xylariales; Hypoxylaceae
Product: putative beta-glucosidase btgE
Exons: 2
Coding region: 1-1716 (571 amino acids)
Biological process (GO): cell wall organization
Cellular component (GO): extracellular region; cell surface; fungal-type cell wall
Molecular function (GO): 1,3-beta-glucanosyltransferase activity; glucan endo-1,3-beta-D-glucosidase activity
Source: RefSeq, a predicted model, not a curated record
AUGAAGGCAACUUUCGCGGUCGCCGCUGCUGCGGCCCUGACCGGUGUCAACGCUGUCAGCGUUCACCACCGACACGCUCGCGCCCACGAUGCGUUCCACGCCCUCGAGAAGAAGGCUGACAAUGCCACCUGCGGAUGUACUACCAUCUACAGCACCUACUAUGGUGAAGCCACUCUCUCGUUCCCUCCGGUUCCCCCUACGACUUCUGCUACACCUGUAGCUACUCCCUCUUCCACCUCCACCCCUCCGCCACCGCCAGCUACGACUACCUCGACCGCCGUGCUCGUCCCGACGCCAAUUCCCCAGACUUGCUCGACCACGGGUGUCUACACCUUCCCUGCUACCACCGUCACUCUAACCGAGUCGACUACGGUCUGCGUUCCUUCCACGACCGCUGUCCCCAGUGGUACUCACACCCUCGGCGGUGUUACCACUGUCGUCACGACCGCAACUACGGUUACUUGCCCGUACGCUACGGUUUCCACCAGCGAAGGUGUUACUACCAGCGUCAUUGAGACCACGACUUACGUCUGCCCGUCUGCUGGUACUUACACCAUUGCUCCCACCACGACCACGGUCGACAAAUCCACCAUUGUGACCAUUCCCUCCGUCACCAACUAUCCCCCUGGAACUUACACUCAGCCUGAGGUUGUCACCACUGUCACCGAGACUAACACCGUUGUCUACUGCCCGUUCGACAUUCCUACUCCUAGCGUCUCGACCACUCCCAUCCAGGUCCCGACCUCAGUUCCCGUUGCCGUUCCCACCACUCCCACUGUUCCUAAGGUCCCUACCUCCAUUCCUGUGGUUCCCAAGCCCAGCUCGUACCCGGCUUCUUCUCCCUCUUCUUCCACUCCCUCUAAGCCUAAGCCCAGCGGUACUCUCGGUGGACCGGCUGGUCAGCCAUGGGGUAUUUCGUACACUCCCUACGAGACUGGCCCACAGGGUGGAUGCAAGAGCGCCAGCCAGGUUGAGCAGGACAUUGCUGCUAUUGCCUCUGCUGGUAUCAAGUCCGUCCGUGUCUACUCCACUGACUGCGAUACCCUCCCCAAUGUUGGUGGCGCUUGCGCUAAGCACGGCCUGAAGAUGAUCAUCGGUAUCUUUGUUGACUCUCCUGGCUGCGAUGCCCACAGCCCCAGUGUUGCUGAGCAGAUCAGCGCCAUCAAGAGCUGGGCCAAGUGGGAACUUGUUGACCUUAUCUCGGUUGGUAACGAGGCUGUCUUCCACGGUUACUGCCAGCCUUCUGAGCUUGCUUCUCUUAUCACUAAGUGCAAGGGCGAGUUCAGCGGUUACACUGGCCAGUACACUACUGCUGAGACCGUCAAUAUCUGGCAACAGAGUGAUUUCUCUUCUGCUAUCUGCGGUGUUGUUGAUGUUGCCGGUGCCAAUGCUCACGCUUUCUUCAACACUCAGACCGCUGCCUCGCAGGCUGGUCAGUUCGUCAAGGGCCAGCUCGACAUCGUCAGCAAGAUCUGCCAGGGUAUCCCCGGUAUCAUUCUCGAGACUGGUUGGCCUUCAGCCGGUGAGGCUAUGGGUCUUGCCGUUCCCGGUGUAACCCAGCAAGCCGAGGCCAUUAAGAGCAUCGUUAAGGAGUGCGGUGACAAGGCUGUCAUGUUCAGCUACUCCUCCGACGCAUGGAAGGACCCUAACACUGCCUGCAAGUGCGAGCCUCACUUCGGUGUCGCUGCUGCUCUUGGCAUUAACAUCAGCAUAUAA